GGCUGCUACCUUCCCUCCAGGCCCACGUUCCGCCUUAGCUGGAGGCGUCGGUUGGCUCCGCGCGCAUGCGCACGCGCCUUGGGCGGCCCGGGGAGGGGCUCGGGAGGCCUGGGCCGUCCUACUGGGGGAGUGCGCUUGCGCCCUUCGACCCGGGCGGGACGUUCAGCUGGUGCUGGAAGACCUGCAGUCAGGAUGAGCCCGGAUCGCCGCUUUUUACUGCCUGCACAGGGAUUAACACCUUCUAAAAGAAAAGAAAGCCGACGUGGCGGCGCACGCCUGUAAUCGCAGCCAUAGGGAGACUGAGGCAGGAGGAUUGCGAGUUUUAAGUCGGCCUAGGCAACUCGGCAGUUUAGCAAGAGCCUGUCCAAAAAAAGAGCGGGGGGUCGUUUUCUGAGUUCAGUCUCCAGUACCGCCAAAAAUAAAACAAAAGUAGAAGUGCCCAUCUUAAGAACCUCGGCCGGGGAUUUAGCUCAGUGGCACCGCACCUAUCUCGCAAGCGCAAGGUCCUGAGUUCGAUCCCCGAUAGCGGGGGGAAAAAAAUUCAUCAAAGAACAGAACAACAGCAUUCACCCUCUAGCCACCCCCAGUUACUUCUCAUUUGUCUGCUCCCGUUUGCAGCCGAAGUCUUCAGUGUGUACCCAUUAGAGCUUUUCCCAUAACGAGUCUUCAGCCCACUCCGGGUCGGCCUCGGUCCCCACUUCCCCCGCUGAAACAGCUCUGCUGAAGCUGCUAAUGAUGUUUGGGUCGCCAAGUUAAGUGUUCAGUUCUUGUCCCGCAGCAAGAUUUGAUGCAGCUCUCGAAAUGCCUGCCUAUGGCUUGCUGACUGUCCUCUUCCUUUGCCUCUGGCUUCUCGCAAUGAGUCUUGCUCCUUUUCUUGAUUUUUAAUAGCUGUACUACCCGAAGGCUUAACCCUAGGGGGCUUCUUUGUCUCUAUUCAAUCCCUAGGCAUUACCCAUUUUAUACUGUAAAUAUAAAUACCAUUCAUUGUGCUGCUAACUCAGAUUUCUAUCUUCUACCUUGAACUCUAGAUUCAUAAAGUUCAGCCCUGACGUAACACCUCUUAGGUGUCUACUUGGCAUUUUGAUUGGGUUUAUCACGGAAAUUUUGAGUUUUAUCCUUCACACACCAUGCCUUCUCAUAUCUUCCUAUUCUUCCAGUAUCUCAGGCCACAAACCUUGAGGUAUUCAUGAUGUGUUUUGCUCUCUUUCCCUUCUCCACCAACCUGUUAGCAACCUACUUAUCCUUGAGGUUCUGAAGUCCUGCUUCUGGAUGUCUGAGUGUUGUCUUUGACACUCCCCAAGUUCUUUCUGCUUGAGAAUUUGUUUCAGUUUUUUGACAUUCUCUGUCAUUAUUCAGAUUUAUUUAUCCUUUGUCUCCUGUCAUGCUUAUUGCACCUAAGAAUAAGAAUAUGGAACAGUAAUCGUUUGUCGCUUGCAACAACCCUGCACAGUGUGUUAACCACUAAAUGCUGGAGGUGAUUGUCACAAAAUGGUAUUUGUACGUCUAGAUACAGAAAAGGCUGAACUCGAACUUGUGCCCCUCUUGCCUCAGCUCCCCAGAAUGCUAGGAUUACAGGACUGCGCCACCACACCUGGCUCCAUGUAUCUUUAGAAGAGGUGCAGUUGGACCCACAGUAGCCACUAACGGAGCUCUCUUCUGCUCCCUCUCCCAUCAAGCACCUCACACAUUACCAUGGCCCUGGUGUCUGCUGACUCCCGCAUCGCAGAACUCCUCACGGAGCUCCAUCAGCUGAUCAAACAAACCCAGGAGGAGCGUUCACGGAGCGAGCACAAUUUAGUGAACAUCCAGAAGACCCACGAGCGGAUGCAGACAGAGAACAAAAUUUCUCCUUAUUUCCGGACAAAGCUGCGCGGCCUGUACACAACUGCCAAGGCUGAUGCAGAGGCCGAGUGCAAGGAUAAUAACACCCUACAGCGUUGUGAACAUAAAUGGGGUAGUUCCUAGAAAGACCAGAUGCCAGCUCUCUGCAGACUCUUCUGACCGUCCCUUUCGCAUCCUCAGGAAGGCCCUGGAUAAGAUCGCCGAGAUCAAGUCUCUCUUGGAAGAGAGGAGGAUUGCGGCCAAGAUCGCAGGCCUGUACAAUGACUCGGAGCCCCCUCGGAAGACCAUGCGGAGAGGGGUGCUCAUGACGCUGCUGCAGCAGUCGGCCAUGACCCUGCCCCUGUGGAUUGGGAAGCCUGGUGACAAGCCCCCACCUCUCUGUGGGGCCAUUCCAGCGUCAGGGGACUACGUGGCCAAACCUGGGGACAAGGUUGCUGCACGGGUGAAGGCCGUGGAUGGGGACGAGCAGUGGAUCCUGGCUGAGGUGGUCAGUUACAGCCACGCCACCAACAAGUAUGAAGUAGAUGACAUCGAUGAAGAAGGCAAAGAGAGACACACCCUCAGCCGCCGGCGGAUCAUCCCGCUGCCCCAGUGGAAGGCCAACCCUGAGACAGACCCAGAGGCCUUGUUUCAGAAGGAGCAGCUUGUGCUGGCCCUGUAUCCACAGACCACCUGCUUCUACCGGGCCCUGAUCCACACGCCCCCGCAGCGGCCCCAGGAUGACUACUCCGUCCUGUUUGAAGACACCUCCUAUGCGGAUGGCUACUCCCCUCCUCUCAACGUGGCCCAGAGGUACGUUGUGGCUUGUAAGGAGCCGAAGAAAAAGUGAAGAAGGCUGGCAGACACAGUCGACUGCUGCCGUAAAUCCUCCUGGGAGAAGGCAACAGGAUUUUCUGUGAGCAAAUAAAUACUGGUCCCUCUCCCUCAUGUCUCCUGGGCCUCACUCCCCACAUCUCCCCACCGAAGCGGCAGGUGGUGGAGUAGAGGCCACUGUGGGAGAGGCCGUGUCUGGGCCCAGGGGGACUGGCUGUCAGCUCAGGUUUUCUCUGCUUGCAACACAGGCCUGCGUGGGCACAUUGAACUUUAUUCCUGAGGUCAGGGUCAGGCUGCUGGACACCCCCCUUGCAUGGAGAGGCCUCCAGCAGGGGAGAGCCUGGUCACAGGGAUGGGGCCGUGGCUCUUCUUGUUCUUCACCCAGGUCUCUACACAAACACAAGUUUUCUUAACCCAGAUGUUUUAAUGUGUUCAAGUAAAACCUUUCCAGACUGUGGAGGCCAGAGACAGAAAGUAGCAGUGGGCUGAGUUGGUACACUAAGGGUCAGGUCUCCAGCAGGUCUGCCCAGUAUCUGUUGAGACAAGAAGGCUGAUCAAAGGCAGCUUAGGGAUGGCGAGGAAAGUGAGGGAGCCAAGCCCAUCUCACUUCUAAUUCAGAGUCCUGGUCUUUCUCAUCGGCACCAUUAGGCACAGCCAGAUCAGAUCUUCCCAGGGCACUGAGCUCUUCCAGCUGCUAGGGUGCGUUUGGGUGGAGAUGAUGGAGCCAGGCAUCCCAAGCUCCCUGUGGCCAUGGCCCAGGGUGCAUGACAAAGACGCAGCUGCUCUGGUGUGCAGUGAAAACUCCUCCGAACUCCAGCCAGACAACUCUUGUCUUGUGCACAGCCUGUCUCCCAUUAAAUGUUCAGUGGGCCCUGGUUCUCCCCCCCGCCAAGUGCUAGGCUUCGCGCCAGACGCACAGCGAGGUCACCCAUCACUGCAGCUGCGCGGUGCAUGGGGCCUGAGCACACACUUCCACGGAGCCUUCUUGCUUCUGGCCCUGCCUUCACUGUUUGUCAGUGCUGCAGAGCCAGCAGCUCAGCAGAGGCUUGGCCCCUUCCACAGUGCUGCAGCACAAGGCCUCCACCACUCGGUUCAUGAGCCUGAGGAAACCCACUGUCCGUGUUGGGCUUACCUGAGUAGUUCUUUGGAUUGUUGGCUUGCUCUCAAUUCAGAGGCAGAUGUUUAUUCUCCAGAAAAUUUAUGAAACAUGUGGCACCCAACAUAGGGCCCAACAUCCAAAGACAACUCAGGGAAGAGUACCUUGUGGAGAAACCCCAGUGCGGACCUCUUCUAGAUGGGAUGGGGUGGUGUACCUCCUGAGUGAGUGUGGUCCACCGUGUUGGUACAUGGAUGCCCCCCAAAUUCCUGAUGGCUCAGAGCAACUUCUGCAGUCCCCGAGGUCAGCCUCAGGGUACAGGAGAGCUGAGGCUGCUGCGGUUGGCCCUCCACGGCUGGUCCGGGUAGGGUGCUGAGGCUCAGCCCAGGGGAGAUCUUGGGAUGGACAGCUCUCUCCACCUGGGAAGGGUAAUGACUAGGGCGGAUAUCUCCAAGCCACCCUGUGAGUAUGGAGAGACUUGAAAGAUUGGGGGGAAAUACUGACAUUUGUUGCUGAGCAACAUGAUUUCAAGGCAAGAGAGCUUUGUCAGAUCAGAGCAGCCGUGAUGGGGCUCCUCCUCAUGGAGCAGCAGAGGCUGAGCCCCGAGAUCAAGCCUGUGGCCGGCAAGUACAGCAGGAAGAGAACUGGGAUCUUGUACAGGUGCUGGUGUUGGGGGUAAUGCCCAAAACAUCUCAAGGCGUGGAAUUGGGAACCCAGUCCCCGAAGGGUGAGAGGGCCUGGCAUAGUCCUAAAGUUCUGGGACUCCUAUGGUUGAGAAAGACACACAUGAUGUCUGUAAAGGACAUUGAAAAGAUUUGGUAGCAGCCUAUGCCAGUGAAAAUAAAGUAACUACAGGCAUUCUUAGGCCUCAAGGGGUACUGGCAUGUCUUCAUAGCACACUUUGCUCAAGUUGCUUGGCCUCUGUAUCACUAGAUGAAAAGAGGGACCAUAUGGGAUUGAAACAAGGGCUCAAGAGGCUUUUGAGCAAGCUAAGACAUUUGUGGGGCAUGCUGGUUAUGUACCCCAGUGUCCCGGUGUCCACUUGCUGUGGAGGAUACGGGGGGUCCCAAGGGUUACAGCUUGUUGCUGUGGCAGAACCAACAUGGACAGACUCCAGUAGGGUUCUGGUCCCAAUAUGGAACGGGCAGGAGCCAGGGCACUGAAUAGUAGUUGCUGGCCAUAUAGAAAGCCGAUCACCACAUGGGCUGCAGUGACAGUAAAAACAGCGUGUUCAAUAAAGGGCUGGAUUGAAGGCCUUUUGGCCAAAUCUAUUUCUGGGGUGGGACAAAAUGAGACUCCACGAAAGUGGCAUGCGUACUUUAGUGGUAUGGAGUCCUAUCUGUGAGGCCUGUGGUGACAAGUACGAUGCAGACGGUGCUGGAAUGGAUACUGCCCAUCCCCGAAGAUGCUUGGUGCACUGUGACUCUAGGCAGGCACAAAGCGGGAAUAUGCGGCAGGACAGAUACCCUCUGGCGCACACAGUCAGUGGGCUGCGUUAAGAGCAGCACGGAUGCUGGUGAACAUGAGAAGGAGCCACUAAAUAUCUGCACGGAUAGCUGGGAGGUCUGUGAUGGCACGAAGGGAAAGGAGCACCACUGGCAGGUGAUGGUGGAGACUGGAAGAGGACAGAUGAGUCAGAGCCACUAGCAGUCUUUCAUGUGGCUGUGCACAACCUAAGGCCCCCAGUAAGCAAGAGGCUAAUGGUCUCAGAGCUCCAAGCUGUUUGUCCCCGACACCUGAAGAAAUGACUUGGAUGAAUGAGACUCGGCACCAGAGGCCACCAUGGACUGGAGGACAGCAGAAGCUACAGGCAUGCCCAGACAGUAUUCGGGCAUUUUACAUGCUGCCUGGCUGCGAAGCCAGCUGUGUUCUACGGCCUCAAAGGAUGGACACAUUAGGUAGAUGCAGAAGCCAGUAUCCCAGGUAGAGACGGCAGGAGGAUUAUGUCAGCUUGUGCCUGUGAGUCACUCACCUGUGUGCAUACUGCACAGGGCUUGUGCAGGCCUUGCCCUAAACCCAGCCCCUGGGGAAGCCACCACUGAGGGUUUAGCUCUGCUGUGUGUGGGUGCCCAGGGCACUGACAGUGACAAGGGCACUCAUUUCCCCAGCACUCAUGUGCAGAGUUGGUCUGAGGACCAUCAAGUACCAUGAUACCUUCACCUGCAUUACAGUCCCACAGGGGCUGGCUUGAGUAAAAAGAAAAACAGGUAGUUGAACAAAAGUGAAAAGGGUUAAAGGGAGUCACCCUGUGGUGGGGGGGGAAUUCUCCCAGAAGCCGUAAAGUUGCUGAAUGGAAAUCCCAGUGCCAGGGUGGCUGCCUGUCUAUGGAUUGUUGGGUCCUGUGGUCUCCCACAGCACAGAGGCUAUUGACACCACUGUUGGCUGCACACCAGAACUGGACAGUCUACUACUGAAGACAUGCGUUGGCUGCAGGGCCUGGAGAGGUCAAGCUGGGACUGCACCAGGACCUCCCUCUCUAGCGUUCAUAGUGCCAGAGGGAAGUCUGCGUGCUGCCGGGGAGAAAUGUCACCAACAGUCCUGCUUGGCUGUAGGCCUCGUGUGUCACACUGCCAGCAUGCUGGCAGGAUAUCCCUGCAGGUGCAACAGAGGCCUGACUCCUUUGUGAGCAAACAACACAUUUCCCAUUGACCAUGAGCGUCCUCCAAGGGAAGAAACCCGUAUUCAAUACUGCAAGCCAGGACAAAAAUCCAUGGUUGAAGUUGGAGAACCCUAUGGGGAAGCCAUGGCUCAUGUUAAGUGGAUGUGAUGUUUGAAUACCUCCCCAAAAAAUGUCUGCACACCUGCCAUUCCUGGCCACAGCCAAGAGGAAGCUCCUCUUACCGUGGGCAGUGUCCAGGGCGACCUGGGUAUGUGGCUAAGCUCUGCUCUCCAGUCACGUGGGCAUGGCCUGGCAUAUGUUGCCCUUGUCCUCCAGAACUGGAGUGACUUAGGGAACACACAUCCCAGUAGUCCUGGUCCUGAGAGAAGCCUUAACAGCUGAGAAAAACAUGUACACAAAUCCUGAACCAUGCAGUGUUGUGGGACGCGGUGACCCAAAUGGUACUUAAACAUGUACACGUGUACACUUACGCCCCCUUCUGUCUUAAAAGGAGUAAUAAACUGGUCCUUCUCUCUGUGAA
Molecule: messenger RNA, 6891 nt
Organism: Heterocephalus glaber (naked mole-rat)
Lineage: Eukaryota; Metazoa; Chordata; Mammalia; Rodentia; Bathyergidae
Source: RefSeq, a predicted model, not a curated record